Molecule: messenger RNA, 2030 nt
Organism: Tripterygium wilfordii
Lineage: Eukaryota; Viridiplantae; Streptophyta; Magnoliopsida; Celastrales; Celastraceae
Product: pentatricopeptide repeat-containing protein At2g35130
Exons: 8
Coding region: 154-1887 (577 amino acids)
Molecular function (GO): protein binding
Source: RefSeq, a predicted model, not a curated record
GAAUGCGACUUCCGGCCUUCGUCAGUGCUUGCUUGAGAUUUUUUUUUUCUUACUUGUUUUUGUUCUUAUUCUUCCUCCGCAAAUACUUUAUCUUGAAAGCCACUCUAUCCUGUACUGCAACCCCAACUGAAAAAUUCAACCUUUGAUGCUUUCAUGUUGAUACUUGAAUGCCCACUGAAAUGCAUAUUUAUAGAAACAAGAAGCUGCAGGACUAAGUCCAGAUGGAGAACAAAGAUUUCCUGCAGCACAGCUGUUGAGAAGCACUAUCAUGAUGGUCUUUUUAUUGAUAAACGUGGGAGACUCAGAUCCUUUAACCGCAAGAAGAUGUCCAGGAAAAGAUGUGGUUCAUUAAGGGGACGAGGAUGGAAAUACGGUUCUGGGUUUGUUGAUGGAAUCUUCCCAGUUUUGAGCCCUAUUGCUAAUCAAAUCCUGAACUUUGUACAGAAUGAAGCGAAUUCUAAUAGAAUUUGGGAUGCGCUUGAUACUCUUCCUCAUACUCAUAGUACUUGGGAUGAUCUUAUCAAUGUAGCUGUUCAACUUCGUUUGAAUAAAAAAUGGGAUUCAAUUAUAUUGAUAUGUGAAUGGAUACUAUACCGGAGCUCCUUCCGCCCAGACGUUAUGUGCUACAAUUUACUCAUAGAAGCUUAUGGACAGAAAACUCUACACAAGAAGGCAGAGUCGACAUACUUAGAUCUACUUGAAGCUCGAUGCAUCCCUACUGAAGAUACUUAUGCUCUUCUUCUGAAGGCAUAUUGCUCAUCCGGGGUGCUGCAGAAAGCAGAAGCGACUUUUGGCGAGAUGCGGAAGUAUGGCCUUUCCCCAAGUGCAACCGUAUACAACGCUUAUAUUGAUGGGCUAAUGAAGAGUGGACACAGCCAAAAAGCUGAGGAAAUAUAUAAGAGGAUGAAAAGAGAUGGCUGUGAACCAUCGACUGAAACUUACACAUUGUUAAUCAACCUAUACGGAAAGGCAAGCCAAUGCUAUGUUUCCUUAAAGUUGUUCAACGAAAUGAAGAGUCAGAAAUGCAAACCAAAUAUCUGCACCUACACUGCCAUGGUGAAUGCAUUUGCUAGGGAAGGACUUUGUGAAAAGGCUGAAGAAAUAUUUGAGCAGCUUCAAGAAGCGGGCUUUGAGCCUGAUGUUUAUGCAUACAAUGGUCUCCUGGAAGCCUAUAGCCGUGCAGGUUUUCCAUAUGGUGCGGCAGAAGUGUUUUCACUCAUGCAACACAUGGGGUGUGAACCGGACAGAGCUUCGUUCAAUAUCAUGGUUGAUGCUUAUGGAAGAGCUGGUCUUCACGAGGAUGCACAAGCUGUAUUUGAAGAAAUGAAGCGUCUAGGGAUAAUGCCAACAAUGAAAUCGCACAUGCUACUUCUAUCUGCGUACUCUAGAGCAGGAAACGUAGGUAAAUGUGAGGACAUUGUAAACCAGAUGCACAAAUCUGGUCUCAAACCAGACACUUUUGUUCUCAACAGCAUGCUCAAUCUGUAUGGCCGAUUAGGUCAACUUGAAAAGAUGGAAGAAGUCCUAACUGCAAUGGAGAAAGGACCUUAUGCUACUGAUAUCAGCACGUAUAACAUAUUGAUCAACACAUAUGGUCGGGCAGGAUUUUUCGAGAGAAUGGAAGGGCUCUUCCAGUCCCUCCACACCAAAAAUCUGAUACCUGAUGUGGUGACUUGGACUUCUCGGCUUGGAGCGUACUCUAGAAAGAAAUUAUACACAAGAUGUUUGGAAAUUUUUGAAGAAAUGAUCGAUGCUGGUUGUUACCCAGAUGGCGGAACUGCAAAAGUACUUCUCUCAGCAUGUUCAAGUGAAGAUCAGAUUGAGCAAGUAACUACUGUCAUUAGAACAAUACACAAGGAUAUGAAGAAUGUUCUGUUACCCGUUUGAUGGUUGCUUGUAUUGUUUAGUCUCCUGUACUGGAGGACUAAGUUUUGGUCAAACAUCAAGUUGCUUGGCUUGUGUAUGCUGAUUAGCGCUAACUGUGAUGGAUCCUGUAAAUAUUGUGAAUAAAUGAAAAGCAUUAACAUGAA